This is a messenger RNA of Spodoptera exigua (beet armyworm), 774 nucleotides long. Lineage: Eukaryota; Metazoa; Arthropoda; Insecta; Lepidoptera; Noctuidae. The record is from the annotation of a GenBank genome assembly.
AUAUAAACGGGGCCACCCUGUAGGACGCAGCACAACUCCUGCGCAUCUUUACAACUGAACUGUGACGCUGUCUACAAGUAUCAAGAUGAAAACUCUGUUUGUUUUCGCUGCCUGCAUUCUGCUUGCUCAGGCUCUGACUGACGAACAGAAAGAAAAACUCAAGAAGCACCGCACUGAGUGUCUGUCAGAGACCAAAGUUGACGAGCAGCUGGUCAACAAGCUCAAGGGUGGUGAUUACAAGACGGAGAGUGAGCCUCUGAAGAAAUAUGCUCUCUGCAUGAUGAUGAAGUCAGAACUGAUGACCAAGGAGGGCAAGUUCAAGAAGGAUGUUGCUCUGGCAAAGGUUCCUAACCCAGCUGACAAGCCCACCGUUGAGAAGCUGAUCGAUGCCUGCCUAGCCAACAAGGGCAACACCCCCCACCAAACUGCCUGGAACUACGUCAAGUGUUACCAUGAAAAAGACCCCAAGCAUGCGAUUUUUUUGUAAUUGCAGAACACCAGCUGCCUUCGGAUUCUUCCUAAGAAUAUUCUGUUACAGCCCCCUUCUUUUUUCCUAAACAAUAUUUUCAUAAGUGACUGCAACGCUCAAAGACGUCUUUACACCACCGAAUUCCAGUUGCGACUGAUUUAAAAUUGCUAAUAAUUUUUGUAACUUUUUUAUUGUACCCUCAAAAAUACUUAUUUUAUUAAAAUUUUACUGUUUAGACAUAAUUCGGAUUACAGGGAUCAAUUUUAAUUUGAAUUAAGAAACUGACUUAUAAUGUGACAACUGCC